This is a messenger RNA of Sorex fumeus (smoky shrew), 2935 nucleotides long. RefSeq names its product E3 ubiquitin-protein ligase TRIM38-like. Lineage: Eukaryota; Metazoa; Chordata; Mammalia; Eulipotyphla; Soricidae. Gene Ontology annotation, molecular function: protein binding; zinc ion binding. The record is from RefSeq and is a predicted model, not a curated record. The transcript is spliced from 10 exons. The coding region runs from base 465 to 1838 and encodes 457 amino acids.
UCAGCUCAUCUGCUGGUGUUGUGAGCGGAAACCACAGUACAAAGGGCACACCACUGUCCUUGCUGCAGAUGCCUGUCAAGGCUACAGGGACAAGUUCCAGGAAACUUUGACAUUGAGGAAACUAGAAGAACAAAAUAACGAAUGGCAAGAGAACAUAAGAAAGAAAAUAGCAAAACUCCAGUCUAAACUUGCGAAGAAAAAAAACGUUGCAUUGAGUACAGUUUUUAGGUUGUUCACAUGAUCCUAGAAAUGGAGGAGAAAUCUUAUCUAUGAAGACUGGAGAAUGAAGAAGAACAAGUUCUGAAGAGGCUGCAGGAGAGUGAAGCCCAGCUGGAGGAGCAAAACCAGGAACUGAACAAACACAUCCUGGAAUGGAGAGGAAAUAAAUGUCAAGACUCAGCCCAAAAGUUACUGCAGGAUGUGAGGGACACUUUGAAUAGUAUUAAAGAUUUCCAGGAAAAACCAUGGCCUCAGGCACAGCUCUGACCAUGAGGGAGGAAGCCACCUGCCCCAUCUGCCUGGAGCUGAUGACUGAGCCAGUGAUCAUAGACUGUGGACACAUCUACUGCCAUUCCUGCAUAAUGAAAAAUCUUGGGAACCAGCAACAGAAGUCACUGUCAAAAGGAAACUUCCAGUGUCCUGUAUGUAGGUCAAAGUUUAAAAGGGAGAGUAUCCGUCCCAGUAAGCAGCUAGGAAACCUCAUUGACACCAUUAAGAAGAUGGAGCAGGAACAUCUGUGUGAGGACCACGGAGAGAAGCUCAGCCUGUUCUGUGAAGAUGAUGGUCAGCUCAUCUGCUGGUGUUGUGAGCGGACACCACAGCACAAAGGGCACAGCACUGUCCUUGCUGCAGUUGCCUGUCAGGGCUACAAGGAUAACUUUCAGAAAUCUAUGACAUACUUGAGGAAACUAGAAGAACAAAAUCAAGACUGGCAAUGGAACAUAAAAAAACAAAUAUCAAAAUUUCAGCGUGAAAUUAUGGAUAAAAAAUAUUGCAUCGAGUCUUAUUUUAAGGUUUUUCACAUGAUUCUACACAUGGAGGAGAAAUCUUAUCUAUGGAGACUGGAGAAUGAAAAAGAGGAAGUUCUGAAGAAACUGCAGGACAGUAAAACCCAGCUGGAGAAGCAAAAUCAGGAACUGAACAAACAUGUUCUGGAACUGCAGAGGAAAUGUCAGGGCUCAGUCCAGGAGUUACUGCAGGAUGUGACAGACACUUUGGAUAGGACUUCUGCUAUGAAGUUAAAUGCACCAGAGGAUGUCUCAUUGGAUAUUCAUGUUGUGCCUGAUAUUGAUAGCAUUUUAAGUCAAUUGAUAAAAUUGUUUGAGACUGAUAAUGAUGUUGUUACUCUCGAUCCAGAUACAGCACACAAAGAGCUACUUGUGAAUGAGAAAAGAAAACAGGUGACUCGAGGAUCCCCCCAAGUGAAGCCUGAGACUCCUGCUAGGUUUAAAGACUUACCUUGUGUCCUGGGAUGUGAGUCCUUCUCCUCAGGAAAACAUUUCUUUAGAGUAUUGUUUUUACAAGGAUCUGAGUGGGAUGUAGGAGUUUGUCUGGAAAAUGUGCCAAGAGACAAUGCCAUGAGACGGGACCCUGAGUCUGGAUUCUGGGCCAUCAGACAAUGCAAAGUUAAUGAUUAUGUAGCCCUUACAUCUCCCCUAACUCCUCUUUCUCUACAGAAUGUUGGCUUUUUAAGCAUUUUUCUGGACUAUGAGGCCGGACUUGUCUCCUUUUACAACUUGGAUACUGGCUCCCACAUCUACACUUUCCCAAAGGCCUCAUUCUCUGAGCCUAUCAGGCCUUAUUUCUGUAUUAGUAAAAAUUCUCAUCUGAGCACAUAAUCACCCAGCUUUUAAAAAAUUAUAAAAAAUAGAUUUUUGAUAUUUAUAUGAAAAAGAGCACAGUAUCCAGUUCAAAGGAAAAGUAUUUAAAUUACUGACUGUAGAAAUUUUGGUUGCUUUCUUCACAGUUUCCCAUAACCUACACAGAUGAUAAGCUUAGUAUAUACCUAAUAGAUUUGCAAUAAAUAAAUAAUUGUAAAGACUCUAAGCAAGUAGCACAAAUGAUACUUCCUUUUAGAGCACAUAGGCUUUAGAGGGAAGUUAGUUACAAAGACCAUACACUGUUCUAUUUUCCUCCUUUCAUUAGAUUCAGUAUUAUGAAAGAAAUACUCGGCCUAGGUAAAUUCCCACCAGUGAUUUCUUUUUAGUUAAUAAAAACCUUUCCUUUGAGAAUGAAAGUGCUGAAACAGUUCCCAUUCAAGUCCCUUGCAGGGUAUGGUACAAAUGUUGGCAGAAUACUGUCAGGACUACAGCGGUUAAUCCCAGAUCCUAGGAGAGGUUUAUAUAUCCCACAUGAGUAAAUAUAAACUGAGGUCAAAGAAAUAAAGAAUAUAGAGUUUAUUAGAGAGCAAGUAUUCAAUUAAGAAACAAAUUGUAGUCACUUGUGGUAUAUAACAAAAACAUAUGGCUCAAAUACCCAAGGGCAAGAGGAAUGAAUUCCUAGCAGACUGGUUUAUCGUUGGAAGCUUGCCAGAAGUGUUUGUGGGAGUGAGGGGUUGGGGGAGAUGUUAGGACAGAGAAGAGACCACUGUGACUUGAUUAUUGAAGAUCAUCACUGACAUACAAAUAGUGCAAAUGCAUACUGAUAACCUUUCAGUAUUGCAAACCAUAAUGCCCGAAAGGAGAUAGAGAGAGAGACAGACAGACAGAUAGACAGAGAGAAACAGACAGACAGAGAAAGAGAGAAUAAAAGUAUAAUUACCUGCUGCAGAGGAAUGGAGUGGGGGUGGGUUAUGGCAGGAUGAAAACUGGGAGCAUUAGAGGUAGGAAACAUACAGUGAUGAAUGAUGGGUGUUUAAAUAUUGUAUGAAUGAAACCCAACUAUGAACAACUUUGUAAUUGUGUAUCUUAAGGUAAUUCAAUAAAGAAAAAAAUAC